GGGGGGCCGGGAUAAUCAUGGGUCAAACCGGAAAAAAAUCUGAGAAGGGACCAAUUUGUUGGCGAAAACGUGUGAAAUCAGAAUAUAUGAGACUGAGGCAGCUCAAGAGGUUCCGACGUGCAGAUGAAGUAAAGAGUAUGUUUAAUUCUAAUCGUCAGAAGAUACUGGAAAGAACUGAAAUCUUAAAUCAAGAAUGGAAACAACGUAGGAUACAGCCUGUUCACAUCAUGACUUCUGUGAGCUCAUUGCGCGGGACCAGGGAGUGCUCUGUUACCAGUGACAUAGAUUUUCCAAAACAAGUCAUCCCACUGAAGACUCUCAAUGCUGUUGCUUCUGUGCCUAUAAUGUAUUCUUGGUCUCCCCUUCAACAGAAUUUUAUGGUAGAGGAUGAAACUGUUUUACAUAACAUUCCAUAUAUGGGAGAUGAAGUGCUUGACCAGGAUGGUACCUUUAUUGAAGAACUGAUCAAGAACUAUGAUGGGAAAGUGCAUGGAGACAGAGAAUGUGGAUUUAUCAAUGAUGAAAUAUUUGUUGAGCUGGUCAAUGCACUUGGUCAAUAUAGUGAUGAUGAAGAUGAUGAUGAUGGAGAUGACAAUCCUGAUGAAAGAGAUGACAAGCAAAAAGAUCGGGAAGGUAACAGGAUGGAGAAAGAAAGCCAUCCACCUCGAAGAUUUCCUUCUGACAAGAUAUUUGAAGCCAUUUCCUCAAUGUUUCCAGACAAGGGUACGGCGGAAGAAUUGAAAGAGAAAUACAAAGAACUCACUGAGCAGCAGCUUCCCGGAGCUCUUCCUCCUGAAUGCACACCAAACAUAGAUGGACCAAAUGCUAAAUCUGUUCAGAGGGAGCAAAGCCUGCACUCUUUUCACACACUCUUCUGUAGGCGCUGUUUUAAAUAUGAUUGCUUCUUACAUCCAUUCCACGCAACUCCUAAUACUUACAAACGAAAGAAUACAGAAACAGCAUUAGAUAAUAAGCCUUGUGGACCGCACUGUUAUCAACAUCUGGAAGGUGCAAAGGAGUUUGCAGCUGCCUUGACUGCUGAGCGUAUAAAGACACCACCAAAGCGCCCAGGUGGCCGCCGAAGGGGAAGACUUCCAAACAACACCAGCAGACCCAGCACGCCGACAAUAAAUGUAUUGGAAUCAAAAGAUACAGAUAGUGAUAGAGAAGCUGGAACUGAAACUGGAGGAGAAAACAAUGAUAAAGAAGAAGAAGAAAAGAAAGAUGAAACAUCGAGUUCCUCUGAAGCAAAUUCUCGGUGUCAAACACCGAUAAAGAUGAAGCCAAAUAUUGAGCCUCCGGAGAAUGUGGAAUGGAGUGGUGCAGAAGCCUCAAUGUUUAGAGUUCUUAUUGGCACCUACUAUGACAACUUCUGUGCAAUUGCCAGACUGAUUGGGACCAAAACGUGCAGGCAGGUGUAUGAGUUUAGAGUAAAGGAAUCUAGUAUUAUUGCUCCAGUCCCUGCUGAAGAUGUUGAUACUCCUCCCAGAAAGAAGAAAAGGAAACACAGGUUGUGGGCUGCUCAUUGCAGAAAGAUACAGCUGAAAAAGGAUGGCUCAUCGAAUCAUGUUUACAACUAUCAGCCAUGUGAUCAUCCACGUCAGCCUUGUGAUAGCUCAUGCCCAUGUGUAAUUGCUCAAAACUUCUGUGAGAAGUUUUGUCAGUGCAGCUCAGAAUGCCAAAACAGGUUCCCUGGAUGUCGUUGUAAAGCACAAUGCAACACUAAGCAGUGUCCGUGUUACCUAGCUGUACGCGAAUGUGAUCCCGACCUCUGCCUAACGUGUGGAGCAGCCGACCACUGGGACAGCAAAAAUGUUUCUUGCAAGAACUGCAGCAUUCAGAGAGGAUCCAAAAAACACUUGCUAUUGGCACCUUCAGAUGUGGCAGGCUGGGGAAUUUUCAUCAAAGAUCCUGUACAGAAGAACGAAUUCAUCUCUGAAUACUGUGGUGAGAUUAUUUCUCAGGAUGAGGCAGACAGAAGAGGAAAAGUAUACGACAAAUACAUGUGCAGCUUUCUGUUUAACUUGAAUAAUGAUUUUGUGGUGGAUGCAACACGCAAGGGCAACAAAAUUAGAUUUGCAAACCAUUCGGUAAAUCCCAACUGCUAUGCAAAAGUUAUGAUGGUUAAUGGUGAUCACAGAAUAGGAAUAUUUGCUAAAAGAGCCAUUCAGACUGGUGAGGAACUGUUCUUUGACUACAGAUACAGCCAAGCUGAUGCCCUGAAGUACGUGGGCAUUGAAAGAGAAAUGGAAAUCCCUUGACACCAGCUACCUCUUCUUUUAAACAAACAGCUGCCUUAUCUUCAGGAAUCUCUAGUACUGUGGGCAAUUUUAGAAAAAUAAAAAUGAUGCAAUUUGAAAUUCUGUAUUUGCAAAGUACUGUAACAGUAAUUUAUAGUAACAAAUUUAAAAAAAAAA
This is a messenger RNA of Gavia stellata (red-throated loon), 2417 nucleotides long. RefSeq names its product enhancer of zeste 2 polycomb repressive complex 2 subunit (gene EZH2). The record is from RefSeq and is a predicted model, not a curated record. Gene Ontology annotation, biological process: chromatin remodeling. The transcript has 20 exons. The coding region runs from base 18 to 2261 and encodes 747 amino acids. Gene Ontology annotation, molecular function: histone H3K27 methyltransferase activity; protein binding. NCBI's taxonomy places the organism in Eukaryota, Metazoa, Chordata, Aves, Gaviiformes, Gaviidae.